Molecule: messenger RNA, 1769 nt
Organism: Chara braunii
Lineage: Eukaryota; Viridiplantae; Streptophyta; Charophyceae; Charales; Characeae
Source: the annotation of a GenBank genome assembly
CUCUACUGGUCGACCGGUCGGUCCAGGGGACCCACUGCUGGUAGUGGUCCUACAUACUCGUCGUACUGGGGGCAGGAGUUUUACCGUUGCAAUACCUUCCCAUGUUUAGACAUCGCUUGCGAGCUGCCACGUGGCUACAUUGCGCACGUGGAUGACGGAGUCGUUGGGCGGAUGAUGUGGAGCGGGGAAUGGUAGUCUGGGUGGCGGGCUGCUACCAGCGGUCGUCUGUCUCAAUGGGCAAGACAAGGCCGAGUGCCAGUCACACUGUGCACCGCCGUCUGAAGGGCUGACCAGCGUCUCACAAGCGCCACGCGAGCACAGGCGACGUGAACGGAAGAGGAGAGGUGAGGCGGGAGGAGGCGGAAAACCGGCGGGAGUACGUUUGUCAACGUGCAAGUCGAAACGAGCAGGUGAUCUGGGAUCUUGGCGCCUGUGAGCCGAUCUCUCAUCAAUCAUGCAGCGCGUGCAUCUUCCGUGCACAGCGGCGGCGCAUGUUCGGGCGCCGAUCCCGAUCGCGACUCCGACUUCAGCGGCAUCUGCUGCGGCAGGACCCGGCGGCUCCGGGCGCGACUGCGCGCCUGAUGACUUGCGCUCGAGCGUCGGCGGGCUGGCGCAGGCGACCGCGAGAGUGAGGGGGUGGUCGGAUUGGAGCGGGCAGGGGGAGGAGGGCAGGACGCUGAGGUUGACGUUGGCCAAUGAGAGAAGUGGAAGGCGCGCUCGCGCAUGCCGGGUGAUUUCUCCGCAGGUGCCCGAUGAGGAUGAGAGGAGUCCUGCAGGAGGAGUCGGGGGAGGAGUGGGGGGAGGGGGAGAAUGGGGCAAGGGGAGAAGAGAACAAGGAACACGUGCCAGUGCCUCGACGGAGCUCGGCGGGAUUGACGACAAAUCUAGGCGCGAGAUGAUGCUGGUUCUCGCCGGCCUCUGUCUGGGCUCGACGGCGAGCCACGUGGCGGGCUCCGGCUACACCGCUGAGGCGGGUAUCUUGUCGGGCUCGGCGGGGCUGCAGUCCGUGGAUCCUCCCUCCAUUGACGUGCUAUCUGAUGCCGUUGAUUCGGUCAGAAAAGUUCAGGAAAGAAAUAGGCGGGAACAGGAAGACCUUGAUGAGCAAGUCAAGUCGUCUUCGCUGGUCAAAGAGCUCUUGAAGAGGACGGAGGAGAACCGGGAGAAGCAUCGAAGGGAGAUAGAGAACAAGUAUUGCGCACGUGGCGCGGAAUGGGGAGUGGGAGACUGCGCAAUCAAAGGCAGGGCGGCGUCGAGGGAAGAGGCGAAAGAGGAGAGAGAGGCCGUGCUGAAUGCAUUGAAGAGGGAAGGGGUCGACAUAGAGUGAGAGUCCGUGUGAUGUUGUGACGACAACAAUAUAUAUUUCUAUAUAUCUAUAUAUAUCUAUAUAUAGAUAUAUAUAUCUAUAUAUAUACACACACAUAUACACGCCAUCCCAUGGGUACCAUGACGAAUGCUGGAUGCGCAGUUGCGGCUGUGUCAUGUUUGCGUGUCUGACACUCACACGCAAGGGGAGAGAGAGAGAGAGAGAGAGAGAGAGAGAGAGAGAGAGAGAGAGAGAGAGAGNGAGAGAGAGAGAGAGAGAGAGAGAGAGAGAGAGAGAGAGAGAGAGAGAGAGUGAGAGAGAGAGAGAGAGAGAGAGAGAGAGAGAGGACGGGAACGAAGGUUUUUUCUUGACGAAGAUAGAGGUCGGAUGAUCGGAAAGAGUCGGAGAUCCCGUGGAUGGUUGGUCGGUGAUGAGCUUCUCCUGUUAACAAAUGUAGCAACGACGG